Messenger RNA from Ruditapes philippinarum (Manila clam), 1148 nucleotides. RefSeq names its product fibronectin type-III domain-containing protein 3a-like. Gene Ontology annotation, molecular function: protein binding. Lineage: Eukaryota; Metazoa; Mollusca; Bivalvia; Venerida; Veneridae. The transcript is spliced from 8 exons. The coding region runs from base 98 to 1129 and encodes 343 amino acids. The record is from RefSeq and is a predicted model, not a curated record.
UAUCAUUUUUGUUCUAUUUUUAGGCACAAAUGAUACGGAAUCUCCACCUACUACCAACAGCAUUAACCAAUCACAAUCAGGGGAGAACCAGUCUGAGAUGAUGGAGGAUGAGAGACGUGCCAUACAAUUGCAAUUAUCCAAAAUGCCAACCCCUAAGGUCAGUUGUCGUCGACCUUUAUGCUGGGUUAAGGUGACAGAUAUAGAGUCCCGGAGUGCUUUGAUUCAGCUCUCGGCCCCUGAAAUAGACACAAAAGAAUAUGAAAUAGACGUAGGAGAAUUUAACUAUGAGCUGUUACUGUGCGAAAAAGGACGAGACGGCAAAUAUAAACUCGUAUACAGUGGUGAUGCCACAGAAAUAACCUUAAAAGAUCUUAAACCAGCCACAGAAUACCAUUUAAAAGUUUGUACAAUAUUGGACGAUGUGCGGGGAUCACCCACUGAAGCCAUCAGUUUUAAAACCAGUCCCUGUGAACCAGACCAGCCCCAACACCCUAAACUACAGCAAAAAUCAAAAACUUAUCUUCAUCUUAAAUGGAAUUCACCAAAUGAAAAUGGCUCUAAAAUCUCUGCCUAUAUCUUGGAGUCUGAGGUUGGGGAUUCCCCUGGCAAUUAUGUAGAAGUUUAUAAUGGCCUACAGAAGCAAUACAGGGUGUCAAAGCUAACAGCGGCCACAAAAUAUACCUUUCGAUUAGCAGCAAUAAAUAACACUGGUAAAAGUGAAUAUAGUGAACCAGUGAGUUUUUGUACGAGCGGAUCAGCCCCUUCACAACCAGAUCCCCCGAUGUUGUCCGAGUGUUACGUCACCGAACUAGUCAUAUCAUGGAUAAAGAGGCCCAAUGAUGAUGAAUUUGCCCUGCAAAUAGAUGAUCAGAUCUCUGGUCAUGGUUUUAUCCCUGUAUACAAUGGUCCACUGCUUUCACAUAGAAUACAUGGCUUAAGAAGAAAUAAAGAAUAUAAAUUCAGAUUAGCUGCAAGGAAUGAGGAAGGCAAUAGUAAAUGGAGUGAUAUUGUUGCAUAUAAGACACUUCCUGCUCGACCCGACCCCCCUAGCAAACCUCAAAUUAAGGGGAAAAUUCAUCCACAUUAUUUUAGAAUCACUUGGGGUAAGUUUGCAAAAAUUGUUGUAUGAUAUUUUAGACAGAAGAAUU